Molecule: messenger RNA, 4222 nt
Organism: Tupaia belangeri chinensis (Chinese tree shrew)
Lineage: Eukaryota; Metazoa; Chordata; Mammalia; Scandentia; Tupaiidae
Gene: GALNT5
Product: polypeptide N-acetylgalactosaminyltransferase 5
Exons: 10
Coding region: 59-2881 (940 amino acids)
Biological process (GO): protein O-linked glycosylation
Cellular component (GO): Golgi apparatus
Molecular function (GO): polypeptide N-acetylgalactosaminyltransferase activity
Source: RefSeq, a predicted model, not a curated record
UCCACUCAAGGUAAGCAGGCUCAAAGGGAGGGCAGGCUGCAAAGGAAGCCUUUGUACCAUGAACAAGAUCCGAAAGUUUUUCCGAGGAAGUGGGCGAGUCUUGGCAUUUAUAUUUGUAGCUUCUGUCAUCUGGCUGCUCUUUGACAUGGCAGCUCUCCGCCUCUCAUUCAGUGAGAUCAACACUCGGAUCCUCAAGGAAGACAUCGUGAGGAGGGAGCAGAUAGGAUUCAAAGUUCAGCCAGACCAGAUGAAGAUCCUUUACAGUAGUGAGAAAGAGAUAAAACCUCCACUGAGGGGACGUGGGAAGGGGGCAUGGGACAAAGAGAACUUUAGGAAGAUUGAGGAGAAUAUGCCCAAAGCCAUAGAUGAUUUGGACCAAACCCUGAAGAAAAGAAAAAUGCCGAAAGCCCCAGGGCGGGGCAAGGUUGUGCCUUUGUGGCAUCCUGUGCAUCUGCAGACCCUCCCUGUGACUGUGACCAAGCCAGAGAACAAGGGGAGAGACAUCAAACCCAAAGCCUCCUCUCAUCAGGUGACAUCAAGGCAAACAAAAAAUCAGAGAGCUCAGAAAACCCCAAUCAUAACAGUGGGAAGAACUCCAGUGGUCAAAAUAUCAGUACACACAGGGCCUCUCAGUAUAAAACAAAAGACCCCAAAGAGUCAUAGUCUCAGAAGUGACACAUCAAAACAAGCAAGGGAAAGGGACCUGAAUGUGACCGUCAGUCUUAAUACUGAUAGAUCAAAGCACCAAUCACAGACAAUGACAAAUGAGAGGACACACCCUGCCAGCUCACCAAUGCCAAAAUCUGGGAAAGCCUUCGCCUUAAAUAAAACUGAGACUCAGAGUAAAGAACUAAAUGCAAAUAAACAAAAUGCUAAUAAUGGGCUUCCUUUUUCCAAGUUCACUGCCAAUUCAAAUCAUUUAAAAAAGCAAUCUAUUAAUGAGACACAGUUGGGAGGCUUGCCAAAAGAUGGUGGAGCUAAUGUGGCUCAUGGAAAAAAACUCAAUUUAUCUGAAAGUCAUGUUGUGAUAAUAACCAAGGAAGAGGAACUAAAGACAGACACCAAAGAGAUCCCCAAUUAUAAAACCCAAACUAUAUUUCCUAAACUAUUGGAUGAAAGCCAAGGUAAACACAUUUCCAAGAAUAAAAGUAAGGCAUCUUUCUCUUCAUUUGCUCUACAAAAAGUAACAGUAUCUCAAACCAACCAACCCUUAGCUGGUGGCUUAGAGUUAGCAAGAAUUAACUUGACUGCCGCAGACCAGCCUGCAGAAUACAACCAAAGUCAUAUAAAAGCCCUUUCACCUGAAGACCAUGGAAUGCACCAUGUAUUAAAAAUUGAUGUGACACUUUCUCCAAGGGACCCUAAAGCUCCAGGUCAGUUUGGACGUCCUGUAGUUGUUCCCCAUGGAAAGGAGAAGGAGGCAGAAAGACGAUGGAAAGAAGGAAACUUCAAUGUCUAUCUUAGUGAUUUGAUCCCAGUGGACAGAGCCAUUGAAGACACAAGACCUGCUGGGUGUGCAGAGCAGCUAGUUCACAAUAACCUCCCAACUACCAGCGUCAUCAUGUGUUUUGUGGAUGAGGUGUGGUCCACGCUCCUGCGGUCCGUUCACAGUGUACUCAAUCGCUCUCCUCCACACCUCAUCAAGGAGAUCCUGCUGGUGGAUGACUUCAGCACCAAAGACUACCUCAAAGAUAAUUUGGAUAAAUACAUGUUGCAGUUUCCAAAAGUUCGAAUUCUUCGUCUCAAGGAGAGACAUGGCUUAAUAAGAGCCAGGCUGGCAGGGGCACAGAAUGCAACAGGUGAUGUGUUGACAUUUUUAGAUUCUCAUGUGGAAUGUAAUGUCGGUUGGUUGGAACCUCUGUUGGAAAGAGUUUAUUUAAGUAGAAAGAAAGUAGCAUGUCCAGUAAUCGAAGUCAUCAAUGAUAAAGAUAUGAGUUACAUGACGGUGGACAGUUUUCAAAGAGGAAUCUUCGUGUGGCCCAUGAACUUUGGUUGGAGAACAAUUCCUCCAGAUAUCGUUGCACAAAACAAAAUUAAAGAAACUGAUGUAAUAAGGUGCCCUGUGAUGGCAGGUGGAUUAUUUUCUAUUGAUAAAAAGUACUUUUUUGAACUUGGAACAUACGACCCUGGCCUUGAUGUUUGGGGUGGAGAAAACAUGGAGCUCUCAUUCAAGGUGUGGAUGUGUGGAGGUGAAAUUGAGAUCAUACCCUGCUCCCGAGUGGGUCACAUAUUUAGAAAUGACAACCCAUAUUCCUUCCCCAAAGACCGUAUGAAGACGGUGGAGCGGAACCUGGUGCGGGUGGCCGAAGUCUGGCUUGAUGAGUAUAAGGAGCUAUUCUAUGGCCAUGGAGAUCACCUCAUAGACCAAGGGUUAGAUGUUGGCAACCUCACCCAACAAAGAGAACUUCGAAAGAAGCUGAAGUGUAAAAGUUUCAAAUGGUACUUGGAGAAUGUCUUUCCUGACUUAAAGGCUCCCAUUGUAAGAGCUAAUGGUGUGCUUAUUAAUGUAGCCUUGGGAAAAUGCAUUUCCAUUGAAAACACCACAGCCAUUCUGGAAGACUGUGAUGGGAGCAGUCAGUUUCAGCAAUUUAAUUACACGUGGUUAAGACUCAUUAAACAUGGAGAAUGGUGCUUAGCUCCCAUCCCCGAUAAGGGAGUCCUAAGGUUGCACCCUUGUGAUAACAGAAACAAAGGACUGAAAUGGUUGCAUAAAUCAACAUCAGUCUUUCGUCCAGAUCUGGUGAAUCACAUUGUUUUUGAGAACCAUCCUCAGUUGUUAUGCUUGGAAGGAAAUUUUUCUCAGAAGUCCCUGAAAAUAGCUGCGUGUGACUCAAUGAAGCCUUAUCAAAAGUGGAAAUUUGAAAAAUAUUAUGAAAUCUGAAGGAGAACUAAUGUUUUUAUCUAGUAAACUCAUUAGAUACUGUGAUAAUAACAGUGAACUGGGUGACUGUAUUUCUCAGUGGUAGUUUCAAUUUUAAUUUUAGAAUUGGAAUGAAAGAUUUUCAAAAAUCACAGUAUUUGGAAUAGCAAAAUAUAACUCAGGGAAAUGGUCCAGCGUUGGACUGGAGUCCUUCUCCAGCACUCAGUGGCCUAUUGAGUUGCUUGCUUCCCAUCCUGUGCUGGACUUCAUCUGGCAAGUUUCCCCCGGCAAGCUCGUAGGGGACCAGAAAUGAAGAUAAGAAGUAUUUGGGGAAGUACAUGAUAGUCAUAAUGGUGUAUUUGUUGAUAAAGAGCUUUCUUGGCCCACAGGUAGGUAUGAGAAUUUGGUCCUUUAUUAGCUCUUUUGUUCUCAAAUGAAAACUGCUUAGGUUCCCAUGGCUGGAAGAACUCAAACAGAUGCACACAGCUAUAACCCUAGAAAAAUCCCUCCAGACUACAUGGAUAUUUGCCUAACAGUUUGAAAUAAUAUCAAUCUGCUAUUGAUAAACCUAUUCAAUGGCAGGGUUUUGAUGUAGAGUAUCAUGGAAUUCUUUUUUUUCCCAGUCUGAGUCAGUGAAAAAAAAAAUCUGAGUAAGGAAAAAUAGGCCUUCAACUGCUUAUUUAAUUCUAGGCAUAAACAUUGUUUUAGCAUAUUGUGUGCUAUUGAAGCUACACUACUAAAAUAAAAGUUGAUCAUAUUGCUUACUUUCUAGAUGUAUGUGGACAUUUUAAAAAAAGUAACAGAAAAAGAGAGAGGAUCACAUCACAUUGUAGUAACCAAAAACAAUUUAAUCAUUAAACACAUACUAAUAAUGGACCAAAUGAGAAAAGCUGAGACAAAUAAACCAGAAGCAGAGCAUUGAAACAUAGUCAAUUUCAUGUGUAUGAAAAUAAUAAAAUACUGACAAGGAAAGUCAUGACGUGUUUUCCUAUGCAAAGAUGUGUCAUGACUUUCCCGAUGACCCAGUAAUUUAGAUUAAGCAGCAUUCACAGGGAUGAAGUAUGCUGAAAAAAAAAAAGUCAAAAAGAUUUCAAAGUAUAAGUAAAGUAAUUGAAAUACAAUAAAAGGGGAAGGGAGUGAGCUAAAGAAUUUUUAGAAAAAGAGUUAAGAUCAUUUUAGACUUGAUAAAGAAGAAAGGAAGUCUGGUACAUUUAUGGGGAAAGAAAAGUAAAAGCCUUGGCGUAGACCCAUGGUAACGCUACAGUUUAAGGGAAAGUUCAAAUUUAUUUGAUCCAAAGUGAACCUCUAUUCCUUUUUUUUAGAGAGAUUUUUGCUAUAAGGCAUAUGUACUUGCUGAUGAGA